Saccoglossus kowalevskii is the source of this 620-nucleotide messenger RNA. RefSeq names its product sodium-dependent noradrenaline transporter-like. NCBI's taxonomy places the organism in Eukaryota, Metazoa, Hemichordata, Enteropneusta, Harrimaniidae. Gene Ontology annotation, cellular component: plasma membrane. Gene Ontology annotation, biological process: amino acid transport; nitrogen compound transport; sodium ion transmembrane transport. The record is from RefSeq and is a predicted model, not a curated record.
UCCAGUUCACUUGUUGUAUUCGGCAGAUCUAGGUCCCCUACGAUUAUUGAUACUUUUAUUUCCGCUGAUUCGAGUGUUCUUGAGAACAGGUCGUACACCUGGACAGGUUGUUAAUAUUGCGAUGGAUCCUACUAAUCAACGUGGUUCCUAUGAUAUGGCUAGAAAGUUGUCUACGGGAUCUGACAGAUACAGCAGCAUUGAUGACGUCACGAUGACUGACAAGGCCGACAGAGUGGAGUUAACAGCCAUGGAUUAUAGUCGUACAGGUCGCUCACGUACACCGGACAGUACAGGAGCGCACUACAACUAUGCUGCCGAGGUUCCGCUACACGAUAUGAAUUCUAAUACUGACUCGAUAGCCAAGCCGGCAGUUGAACCAGAGAAAAAACAAUCUUGGCUGUCGUCGAUGCUUUCAAAGUUUAAAAAGAAAAAUUCACGCAAUGUAAAUUCACCAAUCGUUUCAGAUGUGAAUGGCAAGGCACCACUGGAGGACGAUAAACCGGACGAUGGAAGAGAAACGUGGGGAACUAAACUUGACUUUUUGCUUUCUGUGAUAGGCUUUGCCGUAGAUCUGGCCAAUGUCUGGCGUUUUCCAUAUUAUUGCUAUAAAAAUGGUGGUG